Molecule: messenger RNA, 861 nt
Organism: Microcebus murinus (gray mouse lemur)
Lineage: Eukaryota; Metazoa; Chordata; Mammalia; Primates; Cheirogaleidae
Source: RefSeq, a predicted model, not a curated record
AUGCCAAAUGGGGACUUGCCAAGAGACACUUUCACGGGACUGGUCAACAUCCUGACAGAUAUCAUUUGGCGAUUCACUGGAGACUUCAUGGCGCCUGACCUGGUUUGCCGAGUGGUCCGCUAUUUGCAGGUCGUGCUGCUCUACGCCUCUACCUAUGUCCUGGUGUCCCUCAGCAUAGACAGAUACCAUGCCAUUGUCUACCCCAUGAAGUUCCUGCAAGGAGAAAAGCAAGCCAAAGUGCUCAUCAUGAUUGCCUGGAUCCUGGCUUUCCUGUUCUCCAUUCCCACUCUGAUCAUAUUUGGGAAAAGGACUCUCUCCAAUGGCGAAGUGCAGUGCUGGGCCCUGUGGCCUGAUGACUCCUACUGGAUCCCGUACAUGACCAUCGUGGCCUUCCUGGUGUACUUCAUCCCUCUGACAAUCAUCAGCGUCAUCUAUGGUAUUGUGAUCCGAACUAUUUGGAUUAAGAGCAAAGCCCAUGAGACAGUGAUUUCCAACUGCUCAGGUGGGAAACUGUGCACCAGCUACAACCGAGGGCUCAUCUCGAAGGCAAAAAUCAAGGCCAUCAAGUAUAGCAUCGUCAUCAUUCUUGCCUUCAUCUGCUGCUGGAGUCCGUACUUCCUCUUUGACAUUUUGGACAAUUUCAACCUCCUCCCAGACACCAAGGAGCGUUUCUAUGCCUCUGUGAUCAUUCAGAACCUGCCAGCCUUGAAUAGUGCCAUCAACCCUCUCAUCUACUGUGCCUUCAGCAGCUCCAUCUGCUUCCCCUGGGGGGAGCAAAGAUCACAGGAUUCCAGAGUGACAUUCCGGGAGAGGAUGGAGUGGCAUGAGAUGCAGAUUCUGCCGAAACCAGAGUUCAUCUAG